Messenger RNA from Camelina sativa (false flax), 887 nucleotides. Its product is annotated as small ribosomal subunit protein uS14m. Gene Ontology annotation, biological process: translation. Lineage: Eukaryota; Viridiplantae; Streptophyta; Magnoliopsida; Brassicales; Brassicaceae. Gene Ontology annotation, molecular function: structural constituent of ribosome. Gene Ontology annotation, cellular component: ribosome; small ribosomal subunit. The record is from RefSeq and is a predicted model, not a curated record.
AAGAAUCUGAAUUUGCUUUUCUUCUUCAUCUUCACUGAGAGAACCCUAAACCAUUUCCGCCGCGGCGUUUCCCCCACAAAUCUCCUGAAUCAAAUGGCGAAUCUCCGAGGAGUCCUACUCAACGUAUCUUCCUAUUGCCAACGAUCUUUCUCCCAAUCGCAUUUCGCAUCUUCGGGGCUGUUAUGCCGAUCAGUGGUUAACCAUCCGAACAAUCUCGGUCAAAUCCAAGGUAGACUCUUCACGACGACGCUUAUGAAAUCGGGACCGAAGCACAGCGGAACGGAGCAAGGAGUGAAGCGAAACAGUGCGGAUCACAGACGUAGAUUGCUAGCUGCUAGACUCGAACUGAGGAGAAAGCUAUACAAGGCGUUUUGCAAAGAUCCGGAUCUUCCAAGCGAAAUGAGAGACAAGAAUCGUUAUAAGCUAUCGAAAUUGCCAAGGAACAGUGCCUUUGCGCGAAUCAGAAACCGUUGUGUGUUUACAGGUCGGUCUCGUUCUGUGACUGAGCUGUUUAGGGUUUCUCGAAUCGUUUUCCGUGGAUUAGCAUCUAAAGGUGCUUUGAUGGGAAUUAAGAAAUCUUCUUGGUAGCUGCAUUGUGUUACUGAUCCAAAGGAAGAAAUGGGAGCAAGGAAUGAAAGAACUGUUGCGGCUACUAACUUUUAUGUGGUAAAUACGAUUACCCAAGUAGUUGUUUGUAUGAUGGUGGAAAGAUUUUAACGCCAUCACAAAACUUAGUUUGCUUGUUUUUUUCACAAGUGCUGCUCUUUGUUUACGAUCUCACUCAGGGUUAUGAAGUUAUUAUGUCAGUAGUUCUAUUUGAAUAAGAUAAACACCAUCAUAUAUUGUCAAAUCUUAUUUUGCUAAUCACAAGUGAUGUUGUUCUCGCU